CAAUUACCUCUAUUAACAGUUCUUCGUUGCAAAAACUCAAACGAACGAAGGCAAAAAGACCACAGCCGAAGCAGGGUCGAAGUGAGGUGUUCUCUUGAGAAAAGCAAGCAAUCAAAUGGAAGUCCCAGGAUCAUCAAAACCAAUGAUAGCAACACAAGCAGAGAUGGCAGAGGCAAGAGUUCCAAUCCCAUACAGAGACCAAUGCGCCCAUUUACUGAUCCCACUUAACAAGUGCCGUCAAGCUGAGUUUUAUCUGCCAUGGAAGUGCGAGAACGAGCGUCACGCUUAUGAGAAGUGUGAGUAUGAGCUUGUUAUGGAGAGAAUGCUUCAGAUGCAAAAGAUCCGUGAGCAAGAGGCUAUGCUUAAACAACCAAAUAAAGGAAACACUACCAUUUCUCUUAUCCCUAAAACUGCUGGGGCUUAGAUGCAAGGUUCAUCAUGUGGGUUUUUCUCCUUUCCUUUUUCAUGCUUUCAAAUUGGUGAGAGAUGGAUCCCCCAAUGUCUAUGCCCACUUACAGUGGAAAGUUAUUUGAGACUUUGACAGGAGAUGCAUGUAAAAGACUCCUCAAUACUUUCUUGGUCUUUUGUCAGUUGUGCAACAUUGUUCAUUGAAUAAAUUUCUAACUGGCUUUUUGACAA
Ricinus communis (castor bean) is the source of this 639-nucleotide messenger RNA. Its product is annotated as NADH dehydrogenase [ubiquinone] 1 beta subcomplex subunit 7. Gene Ontology annotation, cellular component: mitochondrion. The transcript is spliced from 2 exons. The record is from RefSeq and is a predicted model, not a curated record. Lineage: Eukaryota; Viridiplantae; Streptophyta; Magnoliopsida; Malpighiales; Euphorbiaceae. The coding region runs from base 116 to 424 and encodes 102 amino acids.